AUGAAUUAGAAUAUUACUCUAUUAAUAUCUUGUUAAGAAAAAGGGAAAAUCUAUAACAUUGAAAUAGAUGCAGAUUCUUUAGUAGAAGAAUUAAUUGCAGAAUUUACAGAAUUAUUAAAUGCAUCAAAUCAAUCAGUUUCUUUUCUUUACCAUCAGAGAAGAUUGGAACCAAAAUAAUCAUUUAGAUCAUAAGGAGUAGUAAAGGGAUCACAAUUAGAAUUAAUUUUAAAACAUCAUGGAGGAUAUAUUAUAUUUAAUUAGAAUGAAUGA
This is a messenger RNA of Paramecium sonneborni, 270 nucleotides long. NCBI's taxonomy places the organism in Eukaryota, Ciliophora, Oligohymenophorea, Peniculida, Parameciidae. The record is from the annotation of a GenBank genome assembly.